UAACUGAUUACAGCAGUUUACAGUUACCAUAGGUGAACUUUUGACAUUCUAUUGUCUUUGUUGACUGCUCUCUUUGCUCCUUUUACUCUUUAUUUAUUAUUGUUAUAUUGAAAAUGAUGAAGCAACUGCAAGGUGUUAUUGUCUGCUUGGCUUAUCUAUCAGAUAACAUGAGGUAGAUCAUUAAAGAAAUAAACAUCACAUAAAACGUUGUCCAAUUCUCAUAAACAAAUUUUAAGCACUGUACAAUCAUAACUCAAAAGCUUACGACAAAAGCCUUUCUUUGCAAAGUUAUAGAAUUUAUAAGAAGAGCCCUAAAUUGUUCAUUGUCAGCUCAAAGCUACAGAAAUAAGAAGAAAAAAAUUAAUUUAGGGCUCUUCUUAUGAAUUCUAUAACUUUGCAAAGAACGGUCGUGUAGAGCUGGGGGAUGUUUCAUUUUAAUCAGAAAUUUGCGGGCUACAAUUCUGCAUUAUUAAAAAAGGCUUGGGUUGUUUUUUGGGGUUCUUGAAAAACUGGUUUUCCAGAAGACUGGAUCUUCGAAGAGCUAUGUCCCAUGAUCAUAUUCAGAAUCAGCAUGGUCGAUAACCUAUAACCCACUAGAUGUCGAUCAAAAAGCGAUUUAUCACCUCGGGAGGUUCCCUCGUUAGUGUAAAACUCUUGCCUAUAUACAUAAAUUGUGAUCUAGUCAAAUAUUAUUUUUAGAAAAAUAGCUAAAGUAAAAUUGCAUUGUUUGUUCGAAAAUAAAGUCUGAAACUUUAUCUGUCAAUGUAACCUUUCUAUUUAAUGACGUCAUGAAAUUAAAAACUUUUAAUUGACAUUUAUUUAAUUAAUUAUUAUUCUACGACUAUUUAUUGAGCUUCUUUAUUGCACAUUGUUUUAUUUUAUCCCGCUAUAAACAUAACCAAAUUCAUUACCCAUGCUAAAUGAAUGUCAAUUAAAAGCCACAGUUACUUUAAAAACAAAAAUUUCUACCCAUUAACAUCUUUAGAAAGUAAAUACCAGUGUCAUAAAGACAUGAAAAUAAAUGUUUGUAAUAGAGACUCUUGCUUUUUCCUUUUAUUCCUUCACUUCUUUAUUCAUUGUAUCAAUUCCUAUUUUGUUUUAUUUUUUAGUUUUCCAACUCUGUCACAAAUCUCAUGGCUAGUUCUCAGUCUAAUCUUUCAACUCAGCAUCGGUCAUCUUACACAUCACAAACAAACAUGUCAAUCAGAGUAUGUAUGAACACUAAAAGUAUACGAGUUGAUAAACUGAAAAAAACGUUUAUAUCGCAUUCCCGUUUUAUAACAAUUUUAACCGUUUUGUUUGUUUUUCUCUAUUUUGUAGAGAGUUGAUUCACCAAUUUUAUCCAAUUCAACCACACUUUCAUCACCAUCGACUAAAACAUCUUUAUGUUCAAAUCCUAGUGUAGGUCAGGCAAGAAUUAUAUCAUCAUCAGGGAGUGGAGCAUCUGCUCAAUAUGUUCUUCAAACAACAAAUUCUGGAAAUAACGAAUCUCAAGGUGCGGGUCGUGUAAUUAUCGCUACUGCUCAUGCUCCAUCGUCACAAUCCUCAACAACUACAACGACAACGGCAACACACAAUACCAAUAGUCAGGGUCAAGCACCAUAUGUAGCAGAAAAUCGUGGACAGUUUACUCAACAAAAUCAGAAUUCAAAUACAACAGAUGGAACACCCGUGUGA
Molecule: messenger RNA, 1677 nt
Organism: Didymodactylos carnosus
Lineage: Eukaryota; Metazoa; Rotifera; Eurotatoria; Philodinida; Philodinidae
Source: the annotation of a GenBank genome assembly